AUGACACCCUCUGUGUUCUCACUUCCGCCAUCAUCUCCGCGCAUCGAAACGGCCAGGACGUUCCUAGCAGCAUUCGCCGAUCUCUCAACCAGCCAACACCUCUCCGUCCGCAGCGACGACUGCAUUCAAAUCUUCGCACCCUCGUCACUCAAUCCGCCAGCUCCAAAGGACAAUGCGACAUUUGCGUCACAUCUGGCCGGGCUGCGCGACGUCAUGUCCGGGUUCCCGGUGACGGCGAAGGAGAUGAUCGACUCAGAAUUCCAGAACGCAGUGACCAUCUGGGCGACCAGCGAGGCACAGUUCCACGACAAGCUCAAGGAUGACGGACUGUCUGCGGACGAGUGGAACUAUCGUGGCGAGUAUGUGUUCAUGUUGACCAUGGACGAGACGGGACGCCGGAUCACGCGCAUUGUCGAGUUUCUCGAUAGUAAAGCCACGGAACGGUUGAGAGGGCUGAUGGCCAGAGCGAGGGACAAUCUCGAAAAGCUGCUGUCUCAAGACGCGAGAUCGUGA
Molecule: messenger RNA, 513 nt
Organism: Capronia coronata CBS 617.96
Lineage: Eukaryota; Fungi; Ascomycota; Eurotiomycetes; Chaetothyriales; Herpotrichiellaceae
Exons: 1
Coding region: 1-513 (170 amino acids)
Source: RefSeq, a predicted model, not a curated record